Molecule: messenger RNA, 1155 nt
Organism: Malassezia sympodialis ATCC 42132
Lineage: Eukaryota; Fungi; Basidiomycota; Malasseziomycetes; Malasseziales; Malasseziaceae
Gene: SFA1
Product: bifunctional alcohol dehydrogenase/S-(hydroxymethyl)glutathione dehydrogenase
Biological process (GO): formaldehyde catabolic process
Cellular component (GO): cytosol
Molecular function (GO): alcohol dehydrogenase (NAD+) activity; S-(hydroxymethyl)glutathione dehydrogenase [NAD(P)+] activity; zinc ion binding
Source: RefSeq, a predicted model, not a curated record
AUGACGACCGAGGGCCAGACGAUCACUUGCAAGGCGGCGAUUGCGUGGGAGGCGCAGAAGCCGCUCCAGGUUGAGGAGGUGCGUGUGGCGCCUCCCCGCGCCGGAGAGGUGCGCGUGCGUGUGACGUUCACGGGCCUGUGCCACACCGAUACGUACACGCUGUCGGGUGGCGAUCCCGAGGGAGCGUUCCCGGCGAUUCUGGGCCACGAGGGCGCGGGCAUCGUUGAGUCGGUGGGUGAGGGUGUGACGCACGUGAAGAAGGGCGACAAUGUGAUCCUGCUCUACACGGCAGAGUGCCGUCAGUGCAAGUUCUGCCUGUCGGGCAAGACGAACCUGUGCCAGGCCGUGCGGGCGACGCAGGGUCGUGGCGUGAUGCCCGAUGGCACGAAGCGCUUCACGUCGGUGCGCACGGGCGAGGAGCUCUUCCACUUUAUGGGCACGUCGACGUUUAGCCAGUACACGGUCGUGUCGCAAUACUCGCUCGUCGCCGUCGACCCCAAUGCGCCGAUGGACCGCACGUGCCUGCUGGGCUGUGGUGUGACGACGGGCUAUGGCGCUGCCGUGUACACGGCGAAGAUCGAGAAGGACGCCACGGUCGCCGUAUGGGGCGUUGGCUGCGUUGGUCUCGCGGUGAUCUACGGUGCCAAGGAGCGUGGUGCGAAGCGCAUCAUUGCUAUCGACACCAACCCUAGCAAGGCCUCGUGGGCGAAGAAGUUUGGCGCUACCGACUUUCUCAACCCGACCGAGGUGCCGGCCGUCGAGAGCGGUGACCCCGUCGUGGCCCACCUGGUUGAGAUGACCGACGGCGGCCUGGACUACACGUUCGACUGCACGGGCAACGUCAAGGUCAUGCGCACGGCGCUGGAGGCGUGCCACAAGGGCUGGGGCAUUUCGACGAUCAUUGGCGUUGCCAAGGCCGGUGAGGAGAUCUCUACGCGCCCCUUCCAGCUCGUGACGGGCCGCAAGUGGCAGGGCUCGGCGUUUGGUGGCGUCAAGGGUCGCACGCAGCUGCCCGGCCUGGUCGAGCGGUACCUGCGGGGUGACUUUGUGGUCGAUGACUACGUGACACACCGCAGCACGCUCAGCGAGAUUAACCAGGGGCUCCAGUACAUGAAGGACGGCGAGUGCAUCCGCUGCGUCGUAGACCUGGCCUAG